This is a messenger RNA of Paramecium sonneborni, 2570 nucleotides long. The record is from the annotation of a GenBank genome assembly. NCBI's taxonomy places the organism in Eukaryota, Ciliophora, Oligohymenophorea, Peniculida, Parameciidae.
AUGUUUUUAGUGGAAUACAAUGAUUCUUAAGAGGCUUAUGAAGAUUUGUUAGAGACUAGUGGAUUAAAUCCAGAAAAAUUUAGAGAUAUAAUGUUGAAUUUAUUGAAAAGAACUUUGCUUAAUAUUAUUCUGUUAAAAAAAAAUGGAAAUCCAUCUUUAUAUUAAGGAUAAAGUAAAGUAUACAAGGAAUAAGCUAAAUUAAAAGAAGUCUCCCUUGAAUAGGUAGAUGUAGCCUAUAUUUAAUUAUAUGCUUUUUUAUUUGGAGCUUUAGGUAUUAAUGAUAUUGUGUCCAGUUAUGCAGAAAUUGCUGAAUUUUUCAAUUAUAAAACUGAUGCAUCAUUUCUUAUAUGUAGAAUAGCUUAAUCUGAUUAUGAUCUCUAUUAAUGUGUAGGUGAUAUGUUUGGAAAUGUUAUCCCAGACCAAUUUUAAAAAGGAUUAAAUAAAUUAUUCCAAACAAUCUUUUUUGCUUAAUCAUUUUAUCAAGAAAAUCAUCUAAGAGAGCUUUUAAAAAAAUUCAGUUAUGAUAGCAGUCUAGAUUUAUAAUAAACAAUUUUAAGUUCAUGUGAAUUAAAUUAAGAUAAUGAAUAAUUAUAAUUAAAAAGAACACUUUUACCUGCUUAAUAUGAACCAGUUUUUGCUGAUUUAGUAUUAGAAUUAAAAGAAUAAAUAACAGAGAAAUUAUAAACUUAAAAUGAUAAAUAAUCUUAAUUGUUUGGCACUGCUCUAGCCCACGAGUUAAAUUAGUUAAAUUAACAUAAAUCAACUUUAACAUAUAAAAGAUUAGCUAUAUUGAAAGCAAUUGUUAAUGACAAUGAGUAACAAAUACUUAAAAAAAUUGUAAAAGAAAUUCAAAUUUAAUAUGAAAUAGAAUAUGGAGAGGGAUAGGGAUAGGGAAAAAUAAAGAAUAUUUAAACUAUUUUGGAAAAUUACUCUGUUUAUAUUAAUUUAGUUUUUUUAUGUAAUAAAAAUUUUCAGAAUCAAUUUGAAGUCAUCAAAAAUAAUUUGUAAAUAAUUUUCUAAAUAAUUUAUUAAAUGAUUACAAAUACAAAUUUAAAUUUAACAACUAACAGUAUUUUAACGAUUUUUGCAAAAUAGCUCGAUGAAACUUUAUGUCUUGAUGCUUUUUAAAGUGAUGCUUUUAGAGCAUGUAGGUCUUAAAUAAAAAAAACUUAGUAUUUUCAAAAAUUUAACAAUAUGGGAAAAAACUUUUAAAAUUAAAUUGUAGAUAAUCAUGUUGAAAUGGUAAAAGAAACUUGUUCUUUAUGUUAAUUACAAUUUGAAAAAGAUGAAAUUUAAUAUAGAGCUUUAUUGAUUUCAAAUUCAAAUGUUCACACACAUAUUUAAAUGAUUCCUUUACCUGCACAAUAAACUUAAUAAUAUGACUUUUUCCAAAUUGUAUGUUCAUGUUGUUAGCAUACUUUUCAUAAAGCAUGUUUACAAUAAAAUGAAUAAAAAUAUGUUUUAGGUGAAUAUCAAUAUUUAAGAUGUACUAUUUGUUUAUUCCCAUAUAACUUUCCAUUUGUUAGUCCAAAAUAUAUUAAAGAUACUGAUGAUAAGAUGUUGGCAGAAAAUUUGGAUUUUUUUUUAUAAACCUUACCAGAUAAGAAAAUAAUGGAAUAUUAUGCAAAAUAUUAAGAGGAAGAUGAUUUUAAAAUUUUAAAAGUUUUAGAUGAAAUUUUUUCUUCAGUUCUUUGCAACUUAUUGUUUUAAUUAUUGAGUGAUAUAACUAAAUUUAAAUAGUAAAACACUCAAAUAUUAUUAUAAGAUGUUUUGGCUUUAUUAAGAAUAAUUUAUCAAUAAAAUAAAACUACUAUGUUAUAAUAAUUGGUAGAUGAUAAUAAAAGUAAGAUGCUGUAUGGAAUUUUAAAUUUAUUAUUACAAUUUUAAAUUAAAGAAAAUAAGGUAGAUAAUCUUAAGUCAGGAUUAAAUUUCAUUCUUUCUGAAAAUGGGAAUUAAUAUGCUAUUGUUGAAGCUUUAACUUAAAAUGAAAUUAAUUCGAAUUUUGAUUAAAAAGCCCUACCAUAUAAUAUCGAAAAAGUAAAAUCUUAACUACGAUAAGAUUUUUUAUAAAAGUUUUAAUUUAAUUUUAAAGAUUUUUUAUUAAAAUAUUACUUAGCACCAUGCAAAAAGAAAAAUUGCAAUUUUUUACCAUUAAAAAGAAUAUAAGGUUAAGAGCAAUGCUAAUAUUUAUGUUUGAUUUGCUUUAAAAAGAUGUGUAGUCAAUUUUGUGGUUAACCAUAAAGAGUAAAUAUUUUUAUUUUACAUAGAAAAAAAUUGGAAAUUUAUCCAGACAUUGUUACAAAAGACACUUUGGUAAGACUUUGUAUCUAAAUUUAAGAAACAGUUAAAUAAUUAUAAUGAAAUCACCAUAUAUCACAAUCCAUAAAAAUCCCUUAUUUAAGAAUUUAAUCGGAGAAUUACCUUACAUUGGACAUUAUUAAUCAAGUUAUUAUGAAAAGUUCAAAUUAAAUCUUAAAGCAAUAGAUUAAAUUAUUGAAAUUAUUAUUGGAGAUUAAUAUGUUCAUAGAUUUUUUUCAAACAUCCAGAAAGUUUAAAGAUCUACUUUGUGA